UACAGCCAAUUUGAUACGUGACUUACUGUAAAUGUAUAACGUUGCAAACUGACUAAGGUUCAUUUCCUGUCGUUCACUUACAAGGUUCUGAACUGACGCCAUAAAGUGUCUCCUUUAUCUAUGCACAGUAUUUAACACGGUGGGAAAUGUCAAUACAAUAACAGAUAAGUAGCGUUAGUGUUAUAUGAUCGUAUGGAAAUUAAACUCCAGCUUCAACACUUCCUCCAUAAAAGUCCAACUCGCUUCACUAUUUAGUUCUUUGGGACUGAUCUGAAAUGAUUGUUUCACGUUCAGGGGUCAAGUUCAAAAUUCGCGAGGAGCCGGUUUAACUCUGUAUUAAUUAUUCUAACAACGAUUCCCACGAAAAAUACCUAAACAUAUACAGGACACGAACUGCUCAUUUAAACGAAUUAAAAACGGAUAUUUUCUCUGCUAGUGUUCUUCCCAUCUUUGCAUCCGUUCAGCAAACUCGGAAAUGACCCCCUCGCGUCUUCAGUUCCAUUUAUUUUUUCCCAUUUGUGUGUGAGCUACGCUACACGCCCAGAGACGCAUCUCGUGGGGGUGAGAGUCGUGGCCUAAUUACAGGCUGGGACCUACAGAGCACGCUCUUCUUGUUUUAUUGUUCUCAUCUUCACUAUCGCUGCACGUUAUCGCGUCACGCACGGGAAAACUCCAAAGGUCGAGUUGGGCCUUGUCGCGCGUGGCGAGUGGAGCGAUUGGCUUCGAAUGUACUCACACAAACACGCGGAGCAUGUUUGUAAACCGACUUUAUGUCCUCCUCGGUCACUUUCCGUCGUGGGUUGACUUCGGACAGGACACGGGGCCCGUCAGGUGUCACCGUGGGCUCCACCCGUGGGUGAAGCACAGGUUUAGGCUUGUUAGCGUUGCUUUUAAUGCGUCCGAUUUUAAAUGGUUGUGCUGUUGUGAGGAUUCUGAUUUGUUUCCGCACCGACUUACUUUCCUGACAGGAUCACCUUUGUCCAGGCCUGGAGUUUACGAAGGAUCCAGGCUGUACGUGCCAACAAGAGGCCACUUCUUUCAGGCAUAAAGCCUCCAUUCAUUUGACGUUGUUUUGUGUUUCUGGGCUGCAAGGACCCGGUUUUGAUGUUAGACGUCUGUGCGGUUACUCGCUCACUAAUUAAUUUAAUAUUAGGGUUGUGUACGGAAUGUAACACGAAAUGAAACAAGGAAACCACGCGCGAUUUGCUAUUAGUGUAUUUUAAAUCUAACCCUUAUUUCGUGAGUUGCAGAAGGUUUCUCUGCAGCAGAGACGCCGUCUGAACAAACUCGCCACAUGAGUGUAAUGUACCGUAAGACAGAACCAUCAGGAACCCCGGACUUUUGAUCUCAGUGUCUACACGGGCCAGAUGGGAGCGAAGCGUCCUGCGUGGUCACGGUCCACGGAGUUCACCUCCACGAGAUGUCGCCAUCGGCGAGACCUUGAAACGCUGCCAAAUGACUUUUUGCGCGAAGCCCCUGCAGGUUCAGCGAAGCGAUCGUCGUUGAAUGAAUCAUUGAUGGAAGCUGGGAACGCAUUCCUGGUUGCGCUGCGGCGCAGUGCGGCUCCUCACGCCGCACAAACAGCAGACCGUGGCGUUGCCCUCCAGAUGUGAAGGGACGGUCCUUGAAUGAUGUGAAGUGUGUGUGUGUGUGUGUGUGUGUGUGUGUGUGUGUGUGUGUGUGUGUGUGUGUGUGUGUGUGUGUGUGUGUGUGUGUGUGUGUGUGAGAGAGAGAGAGAGAGAGAGAGAGCGUUUAACGUGACAGUGGAGCUGCCCACGCUCCACUCUGGUUCACUCCCCUCCUCAGUCAUGCACCGCCGUCCGCUUCUCCCUGGAUUUCUGUCGUUGCGUGGGUGAGAUGUUGCCAAAUGUGACCGUUUUGUUGUGUUUCCUGGCGCUUCAGCUGCGGCUUUGCGCGGCGGAUCUGUGCAACUGGACUGGAAGCGGUUUUGCAGCUGCCGUGGACUCCAGGCUCGUCCUCCAGGUGCGGUUGCGCUGCACAGAGGGUUCGGUGAGGUGGGUCUACCCCGGCCAGGCUCUGCGGGUGGUCCUGGAGCCCAACCUGUCCUCCGUCCGGAGCACCACCGUCUGCAUCAAGCCGUCUCCGUCGUUCCACGGAGCGAGCGUGUUCAUCGAGCGGGAGGCGCGGCUGGAGCUGCUGCCGACCGACGGCUGGCGGGCGGAGCGGGUGUUCUGUUUCCGGUCAGACGGGCCGCGCAGACCCGUCAUCUACCUCCAGGCCAGUCCUCCCAGCGAUGGGCAGUGGAGCCGACGCACGGUGGGCUUCAGAUAUGAGCUGCUGGGCAACAGGAGCGCUGCCCCCACCGUGGGCCGCAGUGGGCUGCAGGCUUCGUGUCGACCGUGCAGUGACGCCGAACUGCUCAUCGCCGCCUGCAACAGCGACUUUGUGGUUCGAGGCCACAUCGGCGACGUCACCCACGACCCUGAACGCCACACGUCCGUGGUGGAGGUGUCGGCGGUGAGGGUGUUCUGGCAGCGCGGCGGCGCGUUCCGGCGGCGCGGGCCGGCGCCGCGGUGGCGCGGGCGCGUCCACACGCUCCUGCGGUGCCACGUCGGGCCCGGCGGCGGGGAGUUCCUUUUCACGGGGUCAGAGCGCUUCGGGGAGGCCUGGUUGGGGUGCGCCCCGCGGUACAAAGACUUCCUGUCCGUCUACCAGGCGGCGCGGGCCGCGCGGCAGAACCCCUGCGACCUCCCUUUGGUUUGAGGCCUGCUGGGCCGGCGCUGCCGGCGAUCGCUGAGGAGACCUGGGGUUCCUGCUCGCUUUGUGUUCCCCUCCUCGUCGCCGGCUCUGUGUGAAAGUUGACCUCCGACCUCUGAGGAGGAGAACAGCCAGUCGGAGCAAUGGGCUCGUUUCACCCGAAGCGCUCUGUGCUCAGGUUUUAAGUCCAUUCUGUUGUGUCUGUUUAAGAUUGUGAACUGUACAUGGAAAACAAAGCCCCUCACGUUCCAGCAGACUGAGCAAACUGUUUUGUGUUUUAACAACAAAUGAACUAAUGAAAUUGUGUGUCUUUAGAGGCCAAAAGGCCUUGAAACCAGUAGAAUGUCACGUAUUUCAUCUGCUCCAUGUGUCUAAUCUUUAAUAAAUUAUAUCAAGUCGA
Betta splendens (Siamese fighting fish) is the source of this 3118-nucleotide messenger RNA. Its product is annotated as meteorin-like. The coding region runs from base 1858 to 2724 and encodes 288 amino acids. The transcript has 4 exons. Gene Ontology annotation, molecular function: hormone activity. The record is from RefSeq and is a predicted model, not a curated record. Lineage: Eukaryota; Metazoa; Chordata; Actinopteri; Anabantiformes; Osphronemidae.